Molecule: messenger RNA, 1846 nt
Organism: Glossina fuscipes
Lineage: Eukaryota; Metazoa; Arthropoda; Insecta; Diptera; Glossinidae
Exons: 2
Coding region: 553-1749 (398 amino acids)
Source: RefSeq, a predicted model, not a curated record
CCGAAACGCGACUAUAGCCGGCCGCAAAUGGUUCAGUGGUUCAUAUUCGUUGAAGCUUGUACUUGCACUCUCGGCGCUUUGUAUAGCUUGUGUGCCUCUGCGUAAAUUUUUCCAAUUCCACAUUCUUAUUUUUGUCUUGACAACCUUCCUCUAAUACACGGGUAGCUGGCUCUAAUUUGCUUUGGAGAAAGCCUGUUGAGACCAUACGUUGUUUGUGCUGUUUCAGUUGUUGCUGAUAAUCCUUGAGCAUAUCACGUGUUUGUUCCUACGACUAGGUAAACGGGUGCGUUAAGUUGCUUGCUUGUUUCGUUUUCUCUACACUAAGAGUUCUAUCGGUGUGUGUUAAAUAUUUGCACAUCAUAUACAUUAAACAGUAAUACAGUAUAAAACGCAACCAUUGUAUGGCUCUCUCGCGAUUACGAAUACGAGUACUUUGUAAGGAGGGUGAAGGCAGUUGGUCGACAUACUGCUAAAAACAGACUUCAAAUAAUACUCUUUGUCUUGGCGUGUCUUUAAUCACCAGCAGCUGAAAAACUUGAAGAGCUUCUAAAAAUGUCUAAAAAGAUGACUAAGUAUACUCAAGAACGUAUGUUAUUAAAACACAAGCCACGAAAAAUUUUAAAUUUAGAAGAGCGUGUGCAGGCUAUACGCAUGUACGAUGAAAUACCGAUUUAUCAGCGAGUCGCGUUGGCCUUCAAAUGCAGUUGGGAGCAAAUAAAAACCAUUAUUGCAAAUCGAAAAGAAAUUUUGAAAUAUUAUGCCAGCUGCCAAAUAAUCGAUGUUAUCAAAGAUGAUCCGAAAGUUGUUCGGCAUAAGAAAAUCAACUUUUUAGGCAAUUGUAUGUAUGAGUAUAUAAAGCGGGCACAUUUUCAUCGCUUAAUGAAAAUAACGGAUGAUGUAAUUAGGGAGAAGGCUUUGGAAUUUCGUGAUAUUAUAAAAAUUGAGAAAUUCUAUCCAAAUCGAGCAUGGAUUACAGAUUUCAAAUCGGUAUUUAAUAUUGAUUUAGAGCAAAUCAAUCAAAUUAUAAUUACGCGUAAACCGCCAAGAUCAUUAAGUUGCCAAGAUAUAAUAGCGUAUUGUGCCAAAGAAGUGGAUAAUGCUUUGUCUUCUAAGCCGGGCAGUUCCAAAAAUCCUAUAAUACCGGAAAAUGAUAAAAACACAAUUGAAAUAAAUGACGAUAAUGAACAAAGUAAAGGACAUAAAUUGGAUUAUUGUGAAAACGAUGAAGAAGAAUUCGAUGACAUAGACGAUGAUGAGGACGAUGAAGAAAUUUUCAAUGAACACGAGGAGGGACCGACAAUUGAUUUUAGCAAUUACACCGAAGAUUUAGAGACGAACGAAGACGUAAAACCAAAUCUUAGCGAUUUGCCUCCUUAUACUGAAGACGAAAAGAAAACAAUCAAAAUACCGACGACGACGACAACUUCAUUAACAACAACACCAAUAGCAACAAAGGAAACGGCCACCGCAAUAUUAAGGCAAUUGUUAACGGAAAAUGAAAUCAAACAAGAGAAGCCGGACAAGGCUGAUAAUAAAACUUCCAGUACCUCCACGCAAAGCCAACAACAGAUAGCGCCAAAACGGUUAUGCACUUCCACUAGUACAAUAACUAAUUAUCAAGAGGCUUUGGAGUUCAUGCGCCCACUAGAGGACUUCGCUUUAGCGCAAGAAGAUUUUAAAGCCAUUAAUUUAUUAAAUCAAUUAGCCCAACUCUACGAAAAGUCGACAAAACGUAAACGCUUUCAUUAGCUACGCUCACGCCAUGCAUAAUAGUUUUUGUUUUAUAAUAAAUGUCAUAACUGUACUAACACCUAUUUGUAUCCUUUUUUUGCGCUAUUUUUUUUUU